Messenger RNA from Mercurialis annua (annual mercury), 594 nucleotides. Its product is annotated as replication protein A 14 kDa subunit B-like. Gene Ontology annotation, biological process: DNA replication; DNA repair; DNA recombination. Gene Ontology annotation, cellular component: nucleus. Gene Ontology annotation, molecular function: DNA binding. The coding region runs from base 128 to 448 and encodes 106 amino acids. NCBI's taxonomy places the organism in Eukaryota, Viridiplantae, Streptophyta, Magnoliopsida, Malpighiales, Euphorbiaceae. The transcript has 3 exons. The record is from RefSeq and is a predicted model, not a curated record.
UUUCCAAUUUUCCCGCCAUUUGUUGUUUUAGCGCCUUUUUAUUGUUUUCUAAAAUAUAAAUACCAAAGCAAACACUAAACAUUUCUGAUUUAUCGAAUCAAUUUCUCUCUACAACUACGCUUUCAGAAUGGAUACAUCGCAACCUGCAAUUUUUGUUAACGGAGCUUUACUACCGAUGCAUGUAAGAAAGAGGGUCCGAACAGUGGUUCAAAUUAUCGGAUCUGAUCGAGUUGGUGUUACUGGGAAAUCGAGCGAUGAUCAUCAGAUUACGAUCAAAGGCAACCCACCACCUUCUCUUACUAAUUUUGUUGAGGUUAUUGGCAUUGCUGAUACUGAUAAGUCUAUUCAACCUGAAAUUUGGACCAGUUUUGGUGACACCUUUGAUACUUCUUCCUACAACCAGCUUUGUCAGCUUGCGAACGGUGAAUAUCGGUCCUUGUUCCUCUGAGCACCGAGGUGUAGCUGCAGUGAAUCUUUUAGCUGUUUUUGGUCCUUGAUGUAACUAUUUAGUAGAAGUUGACAUUUUUAUUCUCGUUAACAACAUUUGAUAUGUCCUAUCUUCAGUGAAAAUUGAGUAUCAUUAUUUAGCACUAA